AUGCCCGCAUCCAUUUGUGACCCAGUCUCAAACGCAUUGCGUUUAUCCCUCACUGCUGAGGAAUCGCAAAGUUCAACUUUACUGGAUAGCAGAAUAUAUUCGUCGGCUAAAAAUGUGCUUCUUUCAAAAAUAGAGUUCGAAGAAUCCGGGGAUUACCAAAGUAAUGUUCUCGACGGAUUGAAGUCUAAAUAUGUUGUUAUUCGUCCUAAGAAACCAGUCCUAGACACUAAGCUUCUUAAAAAAGAUGGAAAUUCAGGCCCAAAUACUGAUCAUAUGAAAAAUAGUGAAGAUGGUAUACCAAAGCCCAAGAGGAUAUUAUUUCCUGUUGAAAAAGUACAAUUGGGUUGGCAAGGAGCAUGGUCGGCAGGCUCAGGAAUGCAGAAUGUGGGUAACACAUGUUACCUUAACUCCACUCUGCAAGCACUAUUUCAUGUCCCUGCACUUGCUAAUUGGCUUGUAUCUGAAGCUGCUCAUUCUGAAAAAUGUAAUCAACAAGAAGCUUGUGUCAUUUGUGGAAUGAGGGCUAGCCUGAUGGCUACACAAAAAAGUGCUGGUACACCAAUCAAACCAUGGCAGGUGUACUCUAAAUUGCGCCUUAUUUGUAGACAUCUUACACCAGGGCGCCAAGAGGAUGCACAUGAGUUUCUGAGAUAUCUUGUUGAAGCAAUGGAAAAGUGUUAUUUAUCAAACUUCAUAAACUCAGACAAAUUGGAUCAGUAUAGUAAGGAAACAACGCCAUUAAACCAAAUUUUAGGGGGUUACCUAAGAUCAACAGUUCGCUGCUUGGCAUGUCAUCACUUAUCUACUACAUACCAACAUUUUCAGGACUUACUACUGGAUAUACGAAAACAUUCAACAUUAGACGAAGCUUUAGAUUCAUUUUUCUCACGAGAGAGAUUAGAAGAUCUCGGAUAUAAAUGUGAGGCAUGCAAUAAAAAGGUAUCAGCAACUAAACAGUUUUUUAUAGAAAGGGCACCAAUGGUUUUAUGUAUUGCAUUAAAAAGAUUUUCUUUAGUUGGAGGAAAAUUAUCAAAGCAUGUGCAAUUUAGAAAGAAACUAUCUCUUUCAAAGUACAUGUAUAAUAAAAACACACAACAGCAGUUGUCAUACAAGUUGGUGAGCUUAGUGACACAUUUGGGACCAUCCCAAAACUGUGGACACUAUACAGCAAUAGGACAAGCUCCAAAUAGCAAUUAUUACCAGUUUGAUGACAGUUGUGUACGUCCUCUGCCAUUAUCUGCUGUUCUCGGAACAAAUGCUUAUAUCAUGUUCUUUGAAAAGGAUAAUACUAUAGAAGAUUUUAAUGGACCUUCGACGUCAACGUCAAAUUCAUUUUUUGGAAACCAAGUAUCAGAUAAUAUACUCAGUAGAGAUAAAAGUCCCCUGAAACUAACUUUGUACAGAAAUGAGGAUAGAAAACCAAUUCCAUUGAACAGUACACAAAGUAACCCUAAGCCUGAAAGUAAACCAAUAAUAUUAAAUUCCAGUCUUGGUAAAUCAACUGAUUCAAACAGUUCAAAUUCAGAACCAUGGGUAGUAAAACAGAAUGGUGAAGUGGAAAAAGUCUCUGUGCAACCGAAGAUCUUUAAUGGAGCAGAAUUGAAAAUUAUUGAUGAUAAAAAAAUUAGUUUCAUAUUAAAAAAGCAGAGCAAUGAGGAAGCACCAAAAGUGAAACACACUAAGACUGAUACAGAUGUCAACAGCAAUGCAUUUAUUGGACCAAAGCUGCCCGAGAAAUCUGUUUUAGGCAGUAAGCUAGUUAAACAAAAGUCACCACUUGAAAAAUUGGAGGAACAAAUGAACAAGGGCAAUUCAUCAAGUUAUAUUCAGAGAAAUGGCAACACAGGGUCAAAGUUAGUGCCAUAUGAUUCAGAAUCUAGCAGUGAUGAGCGAUUUGAGAAGUUAACUGAAGACAGACAAAAGAAGGAAGAAGUUAAAGAAGAUGUACGGAAGCAGAAACCUAGUAGAUGCCAGUCUCCUCAGCAUCUAAUAGUGACUACAAAAGGCAUGCACCAUUCCUGGACAGUGUCGAGUGAGGACAGUGCACCUUUACUUAGCCCUAGCUUAAAUGGAGAUACAAACAAAAAACUAAAAGACAAAGAAGACCGCCUCGGCGAGGUAGAACCCAGUCCAAAUACGAGCGUCAGUAGCAUGUCUCCACUGAGUGAACGCGGCGAGAGUUCUCCGCCUCGCGCCGAUCCGCCUGCUAUCGUGUCCACUGUAGCGCCACGCCCUGCGACGACCACGCCCCUUGACACCGCGAGACAUCUGCAAAGUGUGUCCCACAGGGGCUACGGUGCGCCGAUCUCUUCUUGGAAUGGCACCCAUAGCAUUAUAUCAAGACAGGUAUUCGAAGAAAGGCGAGAGGAACGUAAGCGCGCGCUAAACUCUACUGACGACAUGGACAGAGGCCGGACAAAGAAAGUGAAGAAAUUUCACCACUACAACCGCUUUAACAAUACGCGAAAUGACUACAAUCCAUUUCAGGAGAAACAAAAUAAAAUGUAUUGGGGUAAUAACUUCAAGUACCGUAAUGAGAGACGCCCUGGACACCACUUCAAUAAGCAUCACAAUAACAACAAAUACAAGCGAUUCAACAGAUUCAGUAAUGGGAACCACUACAGGCGCCAUUGA
Molecule: messenger RNA, 2634 nt
Organism: Leptosia nina
Lineage: Eukaryota; Metazoa; Arthropoda; Insecta; Lepidoptera; Pieridae
Source: the annotation of a GenBank genome assembly